Molecule: messenger RNA, 2395 nt
Organism: Vitis riparia (riverbank grape)
Lineage: Eukaryota; Viridiplantae; Streptophyta; Magnoliopsida; Vitales; Vitaceae
Exons: 8
Coding region: 59-1534 (491 amino acids)
Molecular function (GO): protein binding
Source: RefSeq, a predicted model, not a curated record
GCUUACUAGCUAGUAGUGAUUGUUGUUCAGUUGUUUUAGGAGAAGGAAGAGUUAAUUAAUGGCACUUCCAGAGGAACAGGAGAAGUUAAAAGAGGAGUUGUUAAAUCAUGCCAUGAAAGGCAAAUGGGGAGUGUUUGUUGCUAUGUAUAAGCAAAAUCCAUGGGUUCGAACUGCAAAGCUCACUAGAUCAGGAGAGACAGCAUUGCAUAUAGCUGUCUUCCAAAGCACAGAGAGUACAGUUGAAUCGCUAGUUACAUGUGUUGAUGAAGAAAACAAAGCACAGGCUGAAGAGAGCUCGGCAGCUCUAGCAAUCAGCCCUCUGAUUAUAACAGAUGAUCGAGGGAAUACCCCACUCCAUCUAGCAGCAUUACUUGGGAAAGUUGGCAUGUGCAUGUCAAUUGCUGGAAACAAUGACAAACUGGUAGGCUUUCGCAACGCUGCAGGGGAAACGCCUCUCUUCUUGGCUGCUCUCCGUGGUCAAAAAGAGGCUUUCCUUUACCUCCAUAGUAUAUGCAACCGUGCAGGCACAUCCAAUUUCAACGCUAGACGGGCUGAUGGCGAAACCAUUCUUCAUGUUGCCAUCUCUGGAGAGUACUUUGAUUUGGCAUAUCAUAUCAUUUGUAAGUAUGACCAUCUUAUCGGUUGUGUCAACGAGAAUGGCUACACUCCGCUCCAUAUCCUGGCCGGAAAACCAGCUGUAUUCGCAACUAGUCUUCACCUGGGCCCAUUAAGCAGAUUUAUUUAUAACUGCUUACAUGUGGAGAAACUCACGAAUGAACGGGUCCCUGUCGAUUACAAAGGAAAAAUGAAGCCUGAUGAGAAAUAUCCAGAGAACUACAAGACAUGUAUCAAUUUUUUUCAACCAUUGCCGAAAAUGCUGCACAACAUGAUCAAAAGACCAGUAACUCGUAGAGAGAAUUCGCCAAUGUCUCAAAAGCAUAUGCAGGCAAAUGAUGCUAAUUAUUGUGAAGAUCCUGAAGAAAGAUAUGAUGAUACUCGUGAGAAUCAAGGGAAACGAUCAAGCAAUAUUGAAGCUCAAGAAAGACCUCAACUUUUCCCCCCCAAUUAUCACACAAGUAUCAUGAUCAUACUUACCAUCCUUGGAUUAAUAGUGCGUUUAAUUGUGUGGGUGUUCGGAUUAAGAGAUAAGAGAAAGAAGAUGCUAGCAAAGAAAGAAAAGAACAUAUGGUCUGUUCAGAUCAUGGACCUCAUGCUUCGUAAAUCUUCUCACCAUAACUAUAAUAUAAGUUCUAAGGGAGGUGAUCCAGGGUCAAGCCAUGAUUUUCCCGAAUAUCUGCGCGAGGAAAUCGAUGAAGAAGGAAAAUCAAUGUUCUCGAGAACCUCUCUCAAAGGAAGGGAGACACCAUCUGUCAAAGGAAGGGAGACACCAAUAAUACUUGCAGCGAAGAAUGGUAUAACUGAAAUGGUUGAGCAAAUCCUAGAGAUUUUCCCCUCGGAUAUUCUGGACACCGACUCAGUUGGCAAGAAUAUAGUGCUUCUGGCAGUCGAAUAUAGGCAAACCAAACUGUACUAGCAAUUAGUCAGGGAUGUCCGUGCCUACGAAAGUGCAUUUCGUGCAGUUGAUUAUAAUGGGAACAGUCCAUUGCAUGUUGCUGCAACGUUAGGUGAUUAUCGGCCUUACCCUUUUGCUGCACUGCAAAUGCAAAGGGAAAUCAAGUGGUUCAAGUACGUAAAGCAUUCUGUACGACGAGAUUUCUUUACGCGUCUCAACAACAACAAGAUGACACCCAAGGAGGUCUUCAGGGAGUCACACGAAGAGUUGGUAAAACAAGGCGGCAAAUGGCUAGCCGGCACCUCUAAGUCAUGCUCGGUAGUGGCAACAUUGAUCACAACCGUGGCCUUUGCCACAACAGCCACCGUGCCAGGCGGCAUGAAGGAAGGCAGCAGCAGACCAAUCCUCGAGCGGCAUCCAGCCUUCUUUGUCUUUGCAAUUUCAUCUCUGAUUGCUCUCUCAUUUUCAGUCACCUCCGUCAUCGCAUUUCUGUCCAUACUUACGUCUAGAUACGACCUAAAGGAUUUUCAAAGAGACUUGCCAACAAAGCUCUUGUUGGCUUUGACAUCUCUUUUUAUAUCCUUAGCAGCCAUGAUGGUUUGCUUCUGUGCAGGCCACUUCGUUCUGGUUAAGGAUGAAUUCGAACAUACUGCAUAUCUGGUGCUGUAUGCAAUAGCAUGUCUGCCGGUAGCAUAUUUUGCUAUGGUGCAGUUUCCCUUCUACCUUGAUCUUAUACUCCAGACCUUUAAGAAGGCGCCUUUUUAGAUAAGAGCUGGCCAUGUUUCCUUUUCUUUGUUUCUGUCCUUCUGGUUGGUUUGUGUUUUUGAUUAUUUUCUUGCGUAUUUAAGCAAAUAAAAUUGAAAAUAACCAUUCCUCCUUGUA